Lodderomyces parapsilosis is the source of this 654-nucleotide messenger RNA. RefSeq lists its product as uncharacterized. The transcript has a single exon. The coding region runs from base 1 to 654 and encodes 217 amino acids. The record is from RefSeq and is a predicted model, not a curated record. NCBI's taxonomy places the organism in Eukaryota, Fungi, Ascomycota, Pichiomycetes, Serinales, Debaryomycetaceae.
AUGAGCAAAAUACCCAAGCGAUUUCAGAUAUACUUCAAGUAUGCCGUUGGUUUCAAGUGCAAAAUCAUACCUCCUCCAAAAACACCAUCAGAGUUACAUUUUAUAACCGAAAGCUUUCGCAAUUUAGCUACGGUUGAUAUUUUGAAAACGACGCCAUUGAAUUCGGAGGCAUUGGUUGACAACAAAGUAUUUCAGGUUGAUAUACUAUUCAGUCCAAUUCGUAAAAAGAGUGUGUUUCUGCCUUUGUCAAUUGAUGAUGAAGAAGCUGAACAGAUUUUUGACUCACAUCCGAGGAAUGUUGUCAUACGAGACAAACUCAAGGAGAAGCUACUGAAUUUAAUAUCAAUUCCGAGAUACUUGUACGUUGAAAAUGACGAAAUGUUUUCAGGUAACCAGCGACUGAUUCAAUUCGUACAUGAGCUAUCUAGUAACGGACGAGAUCUUCUUGGUAAGUAUGAUUUGUCACUAGGUACUAUUGAGAAUCCCUUUAUAUCACUUACCAAGUUCGAUCCUAGUUUGAAUGAGAAGCUGGAUAAGUUUAGACUACGACGGGCAAUUCGAAAUGAUGUGCAACAUUUUCACAAAUUGCAGGAUAUAGAGAUCUACACGAACCAUACACACAUUUUACAUAAACUUGAAACUAAUACAUUUUGA